Molecule: messenger RNA, 1128 nt
Organism: Nicotiana tabacum (common tobacco)
Lineage: Eukaryota; Viridiplantae; Streptophyta; Magnoliopsida; Solanales; Solanaceae
Product: putative F-box protein At1g65770
Molecular function (GO): protein binding
Source: RefSeq, a predicted model, not a curated record
AUGGCAAACUGGGCAGAAUUGCCACACGAUCUCCUAACUCUUAUUGCAAAGCGUGUUAAAGUGAUUGAAAAUUUCAUUGCUUUUAGUGCUGUUUGUAACUCAUGGCGAACUGCUGCUACGAAGGAAAAUUUUGAUGCGUUUUCGCCCCAAGUUCCGUUGCUAAUGCUAGCUGCUGAUAAAGAUAGUGAUGAUUAUCGGGAAUUUUACUCUCUUUCCAAGCAGAAUGUUUCACGCAUAUUUCUCCCGGAAGCUAGAGGGCCAGUAGAGUGUUUUCCAUCGGAAGGGUGGCUUUGCGCCAUCUCAUGCAUAGGAGAGAUGAAGUUGUUACAACCUUUCUCUCGCAUCAGUAUACAGCUUCCCUCGCUAAAAGCUUUAUUGUCUUUACAUGGCGAAGAAGCACCUAAAGAAGGAGAGUGGCAUUGCAUAGACAAAGCUGUCUUAUCUGCUAGUCCUUCUGUUACAUCAGAUUAUUCACUGGUGAUUUCCCGUUUUGGGGAGGGUAGCUUGUUGUCUUUUUGGCGACCUGGAGACCUCAACUGGACUAAUAUUAAUUUCAAGAAAUUUGAUGGAAUCUCCACUAUGGUUUGCUGUAAGGGGCAAUUUUAUGCACUAACUUUCGGUGGUGAAGUUUGGGUUUUUGAUAUUGCAUGCCGUAGUAUUUCCAAACCAAUUGUAGAGCCACGCAUACUUGCUCGGCUUAGAGAUGAUGAUGUAUUUCACAAUCCAGUUCACUUCUACCUAGUUGAGAUAUCCGAUGCACUAUUUAUUUUAACUAGAUUUUUACAUUCUAAUGGUCUUGGGUGUUAUCACACUGUUAAAUUUAAUGUAUAUGAACUAGAUCUAACCAAAGCUAAAUUGAACAAGGUCAGCACUUUGGGAAAUUCAGCAAUUUGUUUGGGCCGGAAUGGAGCAAGUUCUAUUGACUCAUCUGCCUUUACAAUAGUCAAGCCUAAUCAAAUAUAUUUUACUGAUGAUGGGGUUGAUGAAUAUAAGUAUUGUGAAGGUGGUGGUGGCGGAAGAGAUAUGGGGGCUUACCAUCUUGACGAUGGAAGCAUUGAAUCGUUUUAUCCUGGAUUGUCACUAAGUCCUAUUUGCCCACCAACUUGGGUCAAACCAUCAUUCUCAUAA